CAACCCACUCCCCCAUCAUCAAUUAAUAAAGCGCAUCAGGUGUGAAGUGGAACCAGCAGCGAAACCUGAUUCAUGAAGUCUGGGAGGCACUCACAGAUGCGACAGCGAAAUCUCUUAUCCUUCCUGUGGACAAUGCCUCUUUGAUCUGGGUUUCCGGAAGAACUGCAUACCUUACAGUUUCUGUGUCGCAGUAUACACGAGCGAACGUCUACGCUUGUAGGCUUCUGCAAUUGAAGUCUCGUGACGUACCCUGAAUCAGAUCCUCUAGAAUCACAUACGAUAUCUAUCAGUCUGUGCAUCUCUGCUGGUUCAUCACUGUCCUUUCGUACCCCUCUGAGCUACUGAACGGCGCUCAUGCCUGCACAAAGCCAGCAAAAGCGUAGAUCAGCCACACAUGACCCUGACAAGCCAGCCAAACGCACCAGAGUCUCACGGGCUUGCGACCAGUGUCGGGUUGCUCGCGAGAAGUGCGAUGGGGGUCAGCCAACAUGUUCUACUUGCUUGACGUCGAAGCGAGGUUGCACGUACACAACAAACCCUAAGAAACGAGGCAUUCAACCUGGUUACAUCCGCGUCCUUGAGUUGGCAUUGGCAACGCUGUUCCAACAGAACUCUGAGAACGAGAAGUACCUCAACGAUAGACUAGCAAGAGAAGGCCUGUCAUCACUGUUGCUCAGCCGCGAUUCUAAAGAAUCGAACAAGCUGCAUCAGCAAUGGCGCAAAACUCGAUUCAACAGGGAUGUUGACACGUUAUUAUCGGGAGAAGAACCAUCACGGCGUGACUCGGACCCGCUGUCGCCGCAGGGAGAUGAUGACAAUUCGGAUGUCGAGGACUCUGCACCACCUCUCCCACCAGCCCCAGUUGUUCCGAAUGACACAUUCAAUCAGAUGCUUCCAUACACCCUGGUAUCUCCAAGACCAUCGCUUCAGCAGUCACUAGCACCGGCACAGCAGCCUGCCACCGACAUCUUACUGACGACCCUUCCUUACGACAGCUGGAAACAAAUCGAGACCUAUUUCACCUACACCCAGUGCUGGCUUCCAAUUUGCGAGAAACACGAUAUACUGAAGCUUUCGUACUCGUAUCCUGCAACGGGUAUGCAGUUAUCCCUCACAACACCGGAUUCUGGCUCUCAUGCAGAGCUCUGGAGUAUAUUGGCCGUAGCAUCGACUUACGAGCCUAACGCGACAAAUCCAACUAGUCAUCCCGCCCAAUGUUCAAUGACGCCAAAGCAGCUCUACGACGUUGCUCGGUCCUUAAUUCCACAUGAGCUGGGCUCUUUCGAACUUGGACAUGUCAAAGCUCUGCUCAACCUUGCGAUUUUCAGUAUUGCCCAAUCAUUGAGUGAAGCUGCCUGGUUCCUGGUCGGCUGCGCUUCAAGAGUACUCGAAAUUGUGGACCAGGUCUCACUAAUACCUAGUACACGGCGCAUGCACGUUUUUGCGGGUUGUCUCGUUCUGGAUAGCAUGCUUGCGCUACAGCUGGGAAGACGUCCAUACUUCCGCAAGUGUGACAUCGAGCAGCUCGGACGAAUUGACGAAGAUGGUCUCGAGGAGUGGCAGCCAUGGUCUGGUGGAUCCAACACUGCCUCCUUACAACAGUCAAGGAUGCCGCUAUUGGCUUUCAGCAGCUUCCGACACCUGCUUGAUGUGCUUGACAUACUUGUUACUAGUGAGCUUGCCUCACCUUCUGCUCUGCCAACUCAGGACACUUUACAACGGCUGAACGAUUGGAAAUCAGCAUUACCUCACAAACUCGACUACCUACAAUCCGAGACUGUUUCAACUCCCCCCACACCUCCCGCUGUGCUACUACAACUGACGUACUACUGUACUGCACUGUCAUUGAUGCCAACACAACCUUGGGUACCACAAAUUUUAGACUUACUUGAGCCUUUGCCUAACCGGCUUGGACUGACGAGCUUACCGCCAGUCGUACAUUGUCUCAUGGGGAUCGUCGAACGACAUGGCAAUCAUUUCUUGUCUGACCCAGCACUACGUGCUCGUAUGCAGAAGCUCCAAGCUGAUGCUGAUCGGACAUGGCGAAAAACAAUACCAGAUAUUCGGUCGCCUUCAGGCCAAUCUCGACAAUCGAUCACGGCCCUACAAAUGCCAACGCCUGAUUCGAUCCACCAACCUCUCUCGAGCAGUAAUGCCGCAGGCCAGGUGGCUGUAGGCAACGACGCAAGGAGUGUGCAUGCUCGCAGCAACAGCAGUCUGCCGGAUACAAUAGGUGCGAAUACAAAUCAGCACAUUGAGUCCUUUUUGAAUGCGACUCGCCCUGCCCAGCCAGACCCUCGAUAUCCAGAUAUACCGGGAGACCUCGAAAGCUUUUUCGAUGAUUUGGCUUCUCUGGACAAUACGAACAAGCUCGAGAACCAACCACAAUUCAUGCAGAAUCUUGGCUUUGCUCCUGACGCCAAUAUGGCCGAUCUCUUCAGCGAGUUUAUACCGAUGCAGUCUACAACGUUCAUAGGGCAGGAAUCUGCUGAUCUUGGUCACUUAGAUCAGUACAACUUCUACGACGGAAACUGAAUAGGGACUAAUCGAGCUUAAGGUUGGAGUCACCGGCACCAGCCAUGGUUGACGAUGAGCGCUGAAGUUAGCACGCGGGAAUUGUGAAAUGACUUACAUUCUCUAAUGCAAGAAAACAACCUCGAGCGCAAGUGAGCACAAUAUGCCACGAAUGAACCGGCCUGUCACCACAAUCAGAUUUUGGUUCCAGGGUGCACCAUGCUUGAGUGCCGUUUGUAACGACAUUGAUUGAAAGCUUAAUCUCGGUUGAGCUGUCGAAGCGGUUCGCGAUGCGUAGGAGAAAUGGUACAAGGGUUGAAACAAUCGCGUCAGCAAAGAUUACCCGAUUGAUGGUACA
Messenger RNA from Boeremia exigua, 2872 nucleotides. RefSeq lists its product as uncharacterized. Gene Ontology annotation, molecular function: DNA binding; zinc ion binding; DNA-binding transcription factor activity, RNA polymerase II-specific. The record is from RefSeq and is a predicted model, not a curated record. Bases 355 to 2535 code for a protein of 726 amino acids. Gene Ontology annotation, biological process: DNA-templated transcription; positive regulation of transcription by RNA polymerase II. NCBI's taxonomy places the organism in Eukaryota, Fungi, Ascomycota, Dothideomycetes, Pleosporales, Didymellaceae. The transcript has 2 exons.